This is a messenger RNA of Theobroma cacao (cacao), 2168 nucleotides long. RefSeq names its product protein NUCLEAR FUSION DEFECTIVE 4. NCBI's taxonomy places the organism in Eukaryota, Viridiplantae, Streptophyta, Magnoliopsida, Malvales, Malvaceae. The record is from RefSeq and is a predicted model, not a curated record. Gene Ontology annotation, cellular component: membrane.
CCCUAUCAAGUAUAAACAGUCCCCUCCAAAGCACGAAAUUUUUUUCUUUUCUUUCCUUUUGUUGUUUUUUUUUGUUGAGGGCCUUAUAAAUAAAAUAAAUGAGGCCACGUAAAGAGUUGGAUCGCAAGCACCAAAUUUUCAAUCUGAAGAGCAACCUCCGCCCUCGUCCAAAACAAUAUUCCAUAAGCGACUUACUGCUCAGGUUUGUGAUGGCCGGACAGUCGAGGAAAUGGAUGAUUCUAGUGGCGACGAUUUGGAUUCAAGCGUUCACCGGCACGAAUUUCGAUUUCUCCGCGUAUUCCACGGAGAUGAAGCGAGUGCUGGGGAUAUCGCAGGUGCAGUUGAAUUACCUGGCUGUGGCGUCGGAUAUGGGGAAGGCCUUCGGGUGGUCCUCAGGGUUGGCUCUCACGUAUUUUCCUCUGUGGGUGGUGCUCUUCAUGGCUGCUUUCAUGGGCCUUUUUGGUUAUGGAAUUCAGUGGCUCGUCAUUCGGAAUGUCAUCUCUUUGCCGUAUAUGCUGGUUUUUUGUCUGUGUUUGUUAGCAGGAUGUAGCAUAUGCUGGUUCAACACGGUUUGCUUCGUUCUUUGCAUAAAAAAUUUCCCAGCUAACCGAGCCCUUGCUUUAUCCCUCACAGUAAGCUACAACGGUGUAAGUGCAGCCUUGUACGGCCUAGCUGGUGAUGCAAUCAAUGCAUCAUCCAGUUCGCUAUAUCUUCUUCUGAAUUCCCUAGUUCCCCUUAUCAUUUCGAUUGCAGCAUUGGUCCCUAUUCUUCGCCAACCGCCGGUGGACCCUCUUUCCCCGGAGGCAGUCCGCAGUGACUCCAUUAUGUUUCUACUAUUGAAUGUGUUAGCCGUCUUAACCGGUGUUUAUCUCCUUAUUUUUGGCUCAAACGCAACAGAUUCAACAACAGCUCGUCUGCUCUUUGGUGGAGCUAUUUUUCUUCUGGUUUUCCCCUUAUGUGUUCCUGGUGUUGUCUAUGCUCGACAUUGGUUCCAUCAUACGGUUCAUUCUAGUUUCCAACUUGGAGGAUCCGGCUUCAUUCUAGUGGAUGAUGAUGAUCUUGAGCUUCAUAAACGGCUUUUAAGCCGUGAGGCUAGUUUCAAUGAUCGGAAUGGCUCAUUGAGUGAUGAUGCAUCUGAAUACAAAAUGGGCAGCCAAAAGUGCAUUGAUGAAGACAGUGCAAGAUGUUGUGAGAAAAUGAUUGGAAAAGAUCAAUUGGUAAUACUAGGUGAAGAGCACCCAGCUCAAGUACUUGUUAGGAGAUGGGAUUUUUGGCUAUACUACGUUGCAUAUUUUUGUGGGGGAACGAUUGGGCUUGUGUACAGCAACAAUCUAGGACAGAUUGCACAAUCACUGGGAGAGAGUUCCAAUACUGCCUUGCUUCUCACUCUUUAUUCAUCCUUCUCCUUUUUUGGCCGCUUGCUUUCAGCUGCACCUGAUUAUGUUCGCGCGAAAAUGUACUUUGCAAGAACUGGGUGGCUGGCCAUUGCUCUAUUGCCAACCCCAAUUGCUUUCUUCUUGCUGGCUGGAUUAGGCAAUUCAAUGGCAUUGCGGGCAGGAACUGCACUUAUCGGGUUGAGUUCGGGGUUCAUAUUUGCUGCCGCAGUUUCAGUUACAUCAGAGCUAUUUGGACCGAACAGUGUAGGCGUAAAUCACAACAUUCUCAUCACCAAUAUCCCGAUUGGAUCACUCGUCUAUGGUGUUCUUGCCGCAAUAGUUUACGAUGCCAAUGCAGGCAAAGGCCUGAAGCUAAGCUUCGCAGAUUCAGUAGUAUGCAUGGGGAGGCAAUGCUAUUUCUUAACAUUUGUGUGGUGGGGUUGCUUAUCCAUCUUGGGGUUAGCUUCUAGUCUGCUAUUAUUUCUAAGAACCAAGCAUGCAUACGACGCUUUUGAACGGAAUCGUGCAUUGGCAGAGGCUUCUCAAGAGAGCUAGCGUUGCUGUGCAACAAAUAAUGCACACGCAGUUUUCACUUGCAUUCUAAUUUUUUGCUUCCGAACGAGUAAAUUUUAGGGAGAGGAGAGGAGACAGUUUUGCUUGUAACUAUCACGUCUUAGCCAUUCUACUCCCUUCUAAACUCAACUCUCCCCUCCUCUCCUCUACUCUCCGGCUGAGCCUUGUCAAACAUGUACAAAAAUAAAAAAUUAAAUAAAGAAAUGAAAAUUUCCCUAU